AUUAUUUGCAAGUGAGAUAUCCUUUACAAGAAGUAAACUAAACAUGUCACGAAAUCUAUAUGGGGAGAAAUUCUAAACUUGUUAAGAAGAAUGUAUAUCAGUUAUGUUGGAUUCCAACAGAGAUAACAUAUGCUUAAAACCAAAUUAUUUGUAUGAAAAUGUCUUAGAUUUUCUUUGAAAAGGGUUUUUAUAUAAAAUGUUUAAAGAAUUGAAAAGUAAAGGGUAUAGGCGAAAAAGGGGUUAUUUGUAUGAAAAUGAUUUUUAAUCAUUCUCACAUAUUUCUACGAUGUUAAGAGAUUAAAAUGAUCUAAAAUUUACAGUAGCAAAAUAAACAAAAAGAAAAUCUGAAAUGACAGCUGCCUAAGUUUUACAACUACGGCAAUAGGGUAAUGGGUUUACACGUUUAGUAAUUCUUACGUGUAAGAUUGAUAUCUCUAGUUUAAAACUUACUAAUUACAAUAAGGUGGUAAUUCAUAAUUAAGCUAACUCUUAGCUCCAUGAAAAGCAUCAUCAUGCGUCAGCUUCUUCAGUCACUCUUUUUCUCACUUUUGCAAAAACCCUUGGGUCCGUUUCUCCUAUCCAAACUCUCGACCGCCGCUGGAAAACACUUCCGGCGACCUAAAACGCCCGACGAACCUUUCUCCGGGCAUCUACAGCCUACAGGUCUUCGUUUGCUCUGCAUUGUACGGAUUCUCUCCCGACCGACGACUCAACUUCCGGUAAAGCUCUUGGUCUUCAAAUCUCCGUUCCUUUUUGUUUGUUAAGAAACGAUGAUCAUAAAAAACUGGUAUCUUCGUUCAAAUCUUUGUUACUUCGUUCGUGGGCAUCUCAGCUUCUUUUUGUUUUAAAUCAUACAUAUUUGAGGAAAAACUGGAACUUUUUAAGAAAGGGUGUGUUGAAAUUUUGUUUGGAACAAGAAAAGGUGCUACUUUUUUGUUUGUCUUAGAUCUUUUUCACUUUUUUUUGGGAGAAAGUUUUUCAUCAAAGUGAUUUUAGGUUAGUUGAUGAAAUUGUUGCCUUUUGUCUUCUUUUUUUCUGGUUAUUUUUACCGACUUUCUGUAAAGCUUUUGGAUGAUUCAUUGAACCUUAUACUGUCCUAGUUAUGCAUUACUUUGAUCAUGUGCUUGAAAUGUAUGUUGCCAGAAUUUCUGAUCACAUUUAUACAGAUUUUAUAUCACCAUGUUUAAUACAGAUUUUCGCUAGUAUUUUCGAAUCCACCACUUUCUUGACAUUGUUGCUUUUGUUUUGUGCUUAUGAUCACUCGGGGUUGAUAGAUGAUGAAGCUUGCAUCACUGGUGAGAAACAUUUGCUCUCGCCAAGUUCAUCAUUACCAGCCUUCUCCUAUUGUUCACUCUUUUCACUCAAAGAGUGAAAAAACACGCUUCAUGGCUUCCACGAUAUAUUCAGUGGUGAAGAUCUUUAGCAUAAACCGCACGGCUGAUCCUUCACAUCCGUGGACUGCUCCAACCAGCAAUCCUUGUUCCGGUUCUGGUAAUAAAAACUCUUAACCAUGUUUUUCUCCAAUGAUUGUUUUAUAUGUCUAUUGCUUACCGAUUUAUGAUUGAUGAUUUGCAAUUGAUAGGAUUUGUUAUCUCGGGUCGGAGGAUCAUAACAAAUGCGCAUGUCGUAACCGGUGCCACAUUUAUCCAAGCUACAAAACUGAGUUCCGGAACUAAAUAUAAGGCUACAGUUUUGGCUUUUGGCCAUGAGUGUGAUCUAGCCAUAUUGCUCAUCAACAAUAAUGAGUUUUGGAAAGAUUUGGAACCUUUAAAUCUUCGUGGAGAAAUGCCCAAUCUUCUAGAACCGGUUCGAAUUGUUGGAUAUCCACAAGGUGGGGAUAGCAUCUCAAUCACAGGUGGCAUACUUUCAAGGAUCAACACAUAUGUUUAUUCCCACAGUCGAGGCGAACUCGAACUCCCGGUGCUUCAAGUUGAUGCAGCUAUUAAUUCAGGAAAUAGUGGAGGUCCCGUUUUCAUCGAAAAUGAAGUGAUUGGGGUGGCUUUCGAGAGGCUUCCUAGUGGAGACAAUAUCGGGUCAGGUUCUGUGACUUUUUGAGUACAAUCUUGUUCUGAUAUUUCCUAAGUCAUCAAUUAGAGAAGUCUUCUAGAUAUGGAAAUCGUUUUGUUUUGGCAAUUAAAAUAGUAAAUGUGAAUUUCCAGAGAAUAUGUUACAAUAUUUUCUGCUAAUUUUGUGCAUUAGUAGUUAAGGAAUUUUUAAGAUAUCACGUCAAUAAAAUGGAUCACAAUUAAUCAAUUGAUUUUGUUUCGCAGAUACGUGAUCCCAGCCCAAAUUGUUAAGAUAUUCUUAGCCAGUAUUGAUAAGGGAGAUGAGACAGGAUUUUGUUCAUUGGGGAUUUCUCUACAGUCCAUGGAGAAUGCGAUGAUGCGAAAGUAUUUUAAGAUGAAGAAGAUCAUGACUGGUGUUUUAGUGACUAAGACCAAUCAGCAUUCACAAGGUAACGAGUAUGUGGAGAAGAACGACGUCAUUCUCGAGAUUGAUGGUAUGACCGUAGAAGAUGAUGGCAAAGUUUUUUAUGAAAGCAGGUUGUGGAUGCACUUAAAUGGUUUCAUUGCUUUGAAGAAUCCUAAUGAAAGAAUCUCUCUCAAAGUGUUGAGAAACGGAGAAGUCAUCCACAUGAAGAUGGAAGCUAUGCCGGUGGAUACUUGGUAUACAAGUGAUUAUAGUUCUCCAAGCUAUUAUAUCUUGGCAGGACUCGUUUUCACAGAAUCCACAGAAUCCAUGACGGGUGUAAAGAUAUGUGAGGUGUUGGAGGAUAAUAUUAACAAGGGAUAUAGUUCAUUCAGAGAUUUGGAGGUACAUUGCGUUAAUGGACGGCCUGUGAACACUCUCGAUCAAUUGUGUGAGCUUAUAGUAGCUUCUACCGAGGAAUAUGUGAGGAUAGAGUUGGAAGGUGAUUUAGUUGUUAUGGUCAACCUAAAGAGUCACAAAAAGUCUCGUGGUCAGCUCUUGGAAUCUCACAGGGUAAUGUAUGAUAUGUCUGAUGACAUUGAAGAAGCAUAUCCUUGCCUUGGAGAAGAAUGAUCGGAUUAAUCCUUCUCUUAAUUACUUUAUUGUUUUUGUUUCUUUGUAAUGACUCAUCUCCUUGACGACUCCUCUUAGUUUAUUGUUUUUCGAAUUGAGAAAGAGGAAAUACUUGAUUACAGUAAGUAGUCACCUUA
Arabidopsis lyrata subsp. lyrata is the source of this 3179-nucleotide messenger RNA. Its product is annotated as putative protease Do-like 11, mitochondrial. The transcript has 4 exons. NCBI's taxonomy places the organism in Eukaryota, Viridiplantae, Streptophyta, Magnoliopsida, Brassicales, Brassicaceae. The record is from RefSeq and is a predicted model, not a curated record. Gene Ontology annotation, biological process: proteolysis. Gene Ontology annotation, molecular function: protein binding; serine-type endopeptidase activity. The coding region runs from base 2368 to 3042 and encodes 224 amino acids.